Messenger RNA from Malaya genurostris, 1089 nucleotides. RefSeq lists its product as uncharacterized. The coding region runs from base 262 to 942 and encodes 226 amino acids. The record is from RefSeq and is a predicted model, not a curated record. The transcript has a single exon. Lineage: Eukaryota; Metazoa; Arthropoda; Insecta; Diptera; Culicidae.
UGUAACUAUUUAUUUUAUCUCACCACAAUAACCAACAAUGAAUCAUCCUCCUUUUAUCCUAUUCUGACCUAUUCCGUUGUGCACAUUAGUGCCUGUGAACCUUGUGGAGACGAGAGCACCCCGUUCGUACUAGAAGAUCACGAUCACUCACCUCUCAUUCGCUAUCGGACGUUUGCACCGAGUGGAUCGUACUUUUUAGCCGCAGCACAAUUCGCGAACAAAGUCAAACCGGUUCCAAACAACCAGCUAAAUUCUCUCACGAUGAAUCGAAAAUUGUUUUUGUUUCUACUGAUCGCGAUCGUUGCCUCGGUAACCGGUAGGCCUCAAAAUUCCGAAUCGACCGUGGCAGUAACGACGAGCACAACAUCAGCCACGGUCACAACCAGUUCCGGUGGCAGUUCGACGGCAGCAACCCCAGCACAGGAGAGUAAAGUGUCCAAAUUUUUCGAUGACGUUUCUUCGGUAUUCAAACAAGGCACGGCCAGGGUCAAAGAAAGUUUCGAGAGUGCGGCCUCGUCGGUCAAGGAUGGUGUCAUGCGUGGUUACGAUUACGUCAAAGACAAACUAACCGGUUCCGGAGAUACAACGACCACUCCAAACAAUGGUAGCAGUGUGGUUCCACCAACAACAAAAACAACAACAACGGAAGAGGUGGCGCAUGCAAAAGUAUCGGAAAUUUCGGAAACCUUUUCCGCUCGAUCCGCUGGAGCUACAGUUAAUUCGGUUGCCAAAGCAGUUAACGUCGAACCAAAUGACGAAGAAGUCAACGAUGAAAAUGAAGAUCGAUUAAUAUUUAUCGGCGACGAGGAAACUGGAACGGAUCCGCCACCGACAACGACCGAAAGUAAAGCAGGCCUGGAUGAUCGAUUCAUCAUCGACGGACCGAAGGCGUGCAAAAUUGGCCAGUCGGAGGUUAACGGAAAGUGUCGAAACACAUUCUAAUUGAGUGGAAUAAAUCAUCACAGUGCCGUCUACAAAUCAAGUGUGAUUUUACAAUUUAAUUCUAUUACCGAGUAAUUCGUCGUGUCUAAGUGUUUGUGUAACUUGUGGAAUCGAGUCAAAUAAAUUAAGUUUAUUCUUUCCAUUCAA